AUUAAUAAGUUUUUGAAAUCAAUCUCAGACACUUCAGAUUAUUUCCAUUAUAAUUGUUUGUGUUUUUUGUUGUAUGUGAAUAUGUUUGGUUGAAUGUGUUUAAUUAAUUAAUUAUCUGCAAACGAUAAAACACAAGUAAGAAUGUCAGCCUGUUGAUGUACGGAUGCUUUAAUUUGCUYCUUGUGAUUUUCCUUUGAUCCGUUGUUUAUAAUUUUUCUCUUUUCCUCUGUACUUCUUCUCGUCUGUGAGAGGUUUCAUUGAGAGUACGCAAAACAUUUAUAAACAAAUGUGUUCAUUAAUCAUGCAAGCUGAUCCGGCUCACGCUSUCAUGUCUCCCCACAGACGUGUCAGAGGCCUGUUUGUGAUUUAAGGCCCAGGAAAGUUGUUGAUUUCCACCACAAUGCCCCCUUCCUCACUUUCACGCACAUAAAACUCUGUCGGACCAUCUAAAUAUAGUUUUCCUGGUCGCACGGGCCGGUCCAGGCAUGGUGUGUCCAGUCCGGGGCGUUUGAGCGAGUCCGUUCUCAGCGCAGACACAGUUAGCAAUCCCACGAGAAAGUCUUGGAUAGAAUUUCCCCCCCAGUGCCUUCAGUGUUAUUAAUAAACAGAAAAGGUGGCUGUGUUUUCUACACAGACACAGAGAGCUWCUUGAAGCUAAAAUCAAACUCUACUCAAAGAUACUGGAGCUUCUGAUGUGAAAAAGCUCAUCAUGAGCGMUCAAAGACCAGCAGAGGACAUGGAGGAUAUCUCAGAAAACACCCACAGUACAUUAAAGAUGGAUCCAGCAGAUCUGAACGCCCUGGGGGAACUUUUCGAGCACCGGAUCCAGCAGGUGUCCGGUCUGGAGAGGCAGAGAGACGAGCUGACCGGGGAGCUCCUCGCUCUGCGGGAACCCGUCCUGCGGGUCGUGGAGCUCCUCAGGGGGAGGCUGGUGAAGGCCCAGAGGCUGCUCGAUCUGGCUCAGCUGGAUUAUAAGGCUGUUUAUGAGGAGGUGCUGCAGGUGAAGAGGAAACUGUUCACCACAGCCAGAGACUGCAUCCAGAACCAGGUGACCCUGGCUGCACAGCAGUAUGACGUGGCCCAGUCCGCUGUCACACAGGAGGAGCUGAAGGCGCACCUCCAGCACCUGACCCAGGAGCUGGCCCAGCUGCAGGUCACUCAUCAGAACCAGUUGAACUUGAUCCGGGAUCAGGCCUCGAGACCCCGCAGGCCCAGAGCCAUGAGCGACGUCAGCCAGUGCCGGAGGGCGUCCCUCAGCCUGCAGCGGAGGCUCAGCGGCAGCGUGAGGGACCUGGAGGACCGGUACGAGCCCAGGCUCAUGGCCCUGCUGAAGAGGAGGCAGUUCGGGGAGGAUGCCGUGAGGAGCUGCAGGGAGCAGGCGGCGGACCUGAGAGCCCGCCUGGGGCCCCUGGUAGAGGACAUGCAGAGGCUGGAGACGCAGAGGUCCUUCCUGGAGAAGAGGAUCCGUCUCAUGGAAACACAGAGGGAGGAGAGCGUCACACAUCACCAGGAGACGGUGGAGAGACUCCAGGAGACGCUGAGAGAUCUUCAGCUGGAGUUUGAAGCUCAGAAACAAUCAAGAGGAGAUUUGGAGCAACUCACAAAAGGCCUCAAAGCAGAACUCACAAUCCUGAGAGGACCGGAUGAAUCCAAUGACGCCUCCGCUGAAGACGACCAAACGUCCAGCGAUUCAACUCACUACCAAGAAACAAGACAUACAGCUUUACUGUAAAUAUUUUAUUAUGAAUAUACUUAGGUACACAAAAGAUCAGAUGCAGCACAGAAACACAAAAUGCAGAAAUGAAAACACACACUCUGGAAAACUACCAUAAAAGGAGAACCUACAGUAUGUACAGCUGGUUUCAAAAUGGAUCGUCAUGUUCUCUGCWCAACUAAUAUUAUUAAAAAAUAAUCAAAUUUCAACCUUGAAUGAGAGCAGACACGCACGUCUGACGGAUUCUUUACAAACCAGAAGUGAUUUUUAUUAAGAAAACAAUCAAAUUUAAAAAUCAGAACGAAAACAAGACAUUUUAAAUAUGUCACGACACGACAGUGCAGAGGUUUAUUCUUCCACUUUCUACAAAAAAAAAAAAAAAAAAAAA
This is a messenger RNA of Austrofundulus limnaeus, 2102 nucleotides long. Its product is annotated as syncoilin. Lineage: Eukaryota; Metazoa; Chordata; Actinopteri; Cyprinodontiformes; Rivulidae. Gene Ontology annotation, cellular component: intermediate filament. The record is from RefSeq and is a predicted model, not a curated record. Bases 710 to 1732 code for a protein of 340 amino acids. The transcript has 5 exons.